UCGUGUUCAAUUCAAGAUCAAGUGCUGUUGAAGACGAUCAUUCUCAGUUUGCUUUUGGAAUGUAGAAGACCAUCUCUUUCUUUCCUUUGUUGUUUGCUUUACUCGGAUUGUCCUCGGCGGAGAAGCUGCCUUGAACGCGAAAUGGCGACUCUUGAAAUUCGGAUAAAGCGUGCAAACAAGACCUUCAAAGAAGGCGAAAUUAUUGCUGGCGUCCUGGUAAUAAACAGCAAAAGUGAAAUAGCUCAUAAUGGCAUCAAUCUUAGCAUGGAGGGCACAGUCACCUUACAGCUCAGUGCACGAAGUGUGGGACUCUUCGAGGCUUUCUAUAAUUCGCUAAAGCCGAUAACACUCGUCGACAAUAGUAUGGUAAUGGCUAAGCCGGGUAAGCUACCGGCUGGUAAAACGGAGAUCCCGUUCGAAAUACCACUUAAGGCUAAGCCGAACCGAACACUCUAUGAAACGUAUCAUGGCGUAUUUGUCAACAUCCAGUACCUGCUCAAAUGUGAAAUGAAGCGGACAUUGCUCGCUAAGGACCUCACCAAGCAGACUGAGUUCAUUCUUGAGUACCGUGAUCAGAAGGAGAAGGUAACCGUGUCGCCAGUGGAUUUCUCUGUCUCGCCAGACUCAUUGACAAACGUCAAGGAGAGAGCCAACGUGCCCAAGUUCCUCGUGAAGGGAACGCUAGAUUCUGUAUCGUGCAAGAUCAUGGACGCGCUGACAGGCAAUGUGAGAGUGGAGAACUCCGACAUUCCAAUCAAGUCCAUUGAGCUGCAGCUUGUUCGCGUCGAGACCUGCGGAUGUGCUGAAGGCUACGCAAAGGACGCUACUGAAAUUCAGAACAUCCAGAUUGCAGACGGUGACGUGGCACGCGGUGUUUCAAUUCCCGUCUUCAUGAGCUUCCCGCGUCUGUUCACGUGCCCGACAAUUGCAACAAACACAUUCAAGGUUGAGUUUGAGGCCAACGUCGUCAUUGUUCUGCAAGACGACCAUCUUAUCACGGAGAACUUCCCAAUCAAGCUGCUGCGCUUCUAGAAACCCACGCCUGGCCUGCACUGGGUGCUCGGCAUGGGCAUGCAGCACUGGAGGAAGAGAGAAAGAAAGAAAGAAGCUGUGACCCAUCCACUUGCUGGCAAGUGGUGUGUGUGUGUACAGUGAAGUGAGUGAUUAGCAGUUUCUACUCAUACUAAUGGCUUGUAUUGCAUUGUGUAAAAGGCCGCCUUUUUUUGAUAUACGUUUAGAAUCAAUUCUUUAGUGACCCAGCUAAACACGUUCCUGAGCAUGUCGGACCCAAGCCAAUGAGAGAUUCCCUUCAUGAAAUUAUUCUUCAUAUUCGAAACAUUCUCUGCAUGCAACGUUAAUUUUACGGAAGCAGUCCCGUCUUCUUCAUGCCUGCUGGUGAUUUCUUGCAAGGAUGAAACGUUCUUCAAAAAUCCUCACAAUCAUUAUUCGCUGCUAUGGAAAUUCGUGAGAGAGUCUAUCGUUACUCUUUAGUGAACUCAUUCUAACGCCGUCUACGCACGGUUCUGCCCCACUUCCGUUCUCACACACGCACACACAUUACCACAUGUUUCCAUGACAGCAAAUGCUCUGGUCAGAAGGUAACGAUUUCAAUAGUGGACAAGUACUGUUGUUCUGUUGCAAAUACCUUGACUAUAUUGCCAAAUAUUUAAAAAAAAGAUUUUUCUUGUU
Messenger RNA from Sycon ciliatum, 1689 nucleotides. Its product is annotated as vacuolar protein sorting-associated protein 26C-like. The transcript has 5 exons. Gene Ontology annotation, biological process: intracellular protein transport. Gene Ontology annotation, cellular component: endosome. NCBI's taxonomy places the organism in Eukaryota, Metazoa, Porifera, Calcarea, Leucosolenida, Sycettidae. The record is from RefSeq and is a predicted model, not a curated record. Bases 142 to 1032 code for a protein of 296 amino acids.